Closterium sp. Yama58-4 is the source of this 936-nucleotide messenger RNA. Lineage: Eukaryota; Viridiplantae; Streptophyta; Zygnematophyceae; Desmidiales; Closteriaceae. The record is from the annotation of a GenBank genome assembly.
AUGGAGGAACAAGAGAAACGCAACGGACGGGACGGAGGGGAGAAUACAAUGGGAGGGUUACUAGACAGGUCACCCUGGGAUUACCCUAGCGGGGCAGACUCAGCAGCUGGUACUGGAGCGUACAAUAGCGCGUAUGGCGGUAGCGACGCUGUUGGGAAAGCGGAGGAGGCGGCGAGAGUGGCGAUUAUUCGCGGGUUUGAGAAGAGGGCGGAGACGAGAGCGGGUACAGUGGUGGUGCGGCCAAUGGCGGGAUGCCACGUGGCAGAGCUGACGGAGAUGCUGACGGAUUCGUUCAUGGACUACAUGGGCGGCAUGACGUUCAAGCCGCUGCUGCGCAUGCAGAUCUCUGUCUAUGUGGCAGGCCGACUACGCAUUAUGCUGCUUCCUCCUCCUCUUCCUCCUCCUCUUCCUCCUCCUCUUCCUCCUCCUCUCUCUCCCCCGCCUUCCCCCUCUUCCGACAUUCGUCGCUACAGCCUGCAGCAGCAGCCGCUACAGCCGGGCGCAGCAGCAACAGCGUCGCCACCGGAGGGACCAGUGGUGGGUGUGGUGGAGCUGGCACUCACAGGCAAGGCACGCCCUGCCUUCCCCACGCUUGACCCCCCGCCUGAUGCUGCUUACCUCUGCAACAUGGCCGUGGGGCACCAAUACAGGCGGCUGGGCAUUGCGCGAGUGCUGCUGUCAGCAGUGGAGGAGCUGGCAGCGACCCUGGGAGCCACGUCCAUGUGCCUGCACUGCCGCCUCGUGGAUAUCCCCCCCUUCCUGCUCUACUCCUCCGCGGGGUAUACCACCACGCAGCAGGACCACCCCCUUGCACCGCUCCUCACCUUCCAGCGUAGGAGAAGGCUCAUGCAGAGGGAGUUGAGUGGGAGUGGGGAAGAGGAGAGGGGGGAGAGUGAGGGAGACGUGGAGGUGAGGGAUGAGGGUGGUGUGUUGUAA